Molecule: messenger RNA, 3117 nt
Organism: Aspergillus glaucus CBS 516.65
Lineage: Eukaryota; Fungi; Ascomycota; Eurotiomycetes; Eurotiales; Aspergillaceae
Product: putative importin 11
Exons: 6
Coding region: 1-3117 (1038 amino acids)
Biological process (GO): protein import into nucleus
Cellular component (GO): nuclear envelope; cytosol
Molecular function (GO): small GTPase binding
Source: RefSeq, a predicted model, not a curated record
AUGGCAUUUGAGCUAUCUGGGGAGGCAAAUCCUUUAGAUUUGCAAAAUGUCCUCAAUGCGCUUAUGCUGGCUGCCAGUUCGACGCAGCAGCAGGUGCAGACCGGUGCCCAGCAGCUCCAGAACUGGGAGAAACAAGCAAAGUACUACUCGUUCGUUCAGGAUAUCUUCCUAGAUUAUUCUGUUCCGUUCGAAGUCCGGUACCUCGCGAUCAUCCAACUGAAAAAUGGAAUCGAUAAAUAUUGGCGCAAAACCGCAACCAAUGCCAUCAAAAAGGAAGAGAAAGACCAUAUCAAGACAAGAACUUUGCAAGCUGGCGUCGUUGAGCCAGUCCCGGUUCUUGCUCUUCACAACGCAUUGAUGCUUGCGAAAGUAUUUCGCUACGAAUUCCCGCAAGAAUGGCCUGAUGGCAUGUCUUCGAUCAUCGCUUUCCUCCGAUCCUCCACGCAGCCCGGCGCGAAUCCGUUGCAAUUACCGCGAACCCUCACCAUCCUCUUACAAAUCAUAAAGGAGCUAUCCACAGCACGUUUGCAGAGAACACGCGCCCACCUCCAGUCAGCCUCCCCGGAAGUAUUCCAUCUUCUGGGAAGCAUAUACGUGGACAAAGUGAACAAAUGGGGUUCCGUUUUGGAGCAGGGUGGUGCUGACGAGGCGGCAUUGUUGGAAACAAUUGAACAAAGCUUGGUCUCUAUGAAGGUUAUUCGACGACUCGUUAUUGCUGGAUUCGAACAUCCGAGCCGCGAUAAAGAGGUCCAGGACUUCUGGCGCCUGACUCAUUCCCAUUUCAGCCGAUUCCUUUCGUUUGUGCAGGGACAAACUACAUUGCCCGAACAGAUCCACAGAUCGAUCGAGAAGCAUUUGCUACAGUUGUCGAAACUCCACGUUGAUAUGGCCAAGACCCAUCCCGCUUCUUUCUCCUUGCUGCCAGACAGUAUCACCCUUGUGCAAUCCUAUUGGACAUUGGUUGUCAAGCUUGGGGAGGACUAUGGGAAACUUGAAGCUGAAGGAAAAUCGUUGAUGGAAAAGACCGGACUCAGAGCACUUCUCUUGAUCAGAGCUUGUGCGAAGAUGGCCUUUAACCCCGUUCAGACAUUCAAGUACCAAACACCGGCGGACAAAGAAGAGAAGAAGCAGGCAGUGGACCUUAUCAAGGCCCAACUGUUCACGCCAGACUUCGUGAUCAAUGUCAUGGAGCUCCUGGUUACCCAGUUCUUCAGAUUUAGGAAGGGUGACUUCCAAGAGUGGGAAGAGGAGCCCGAAGAAUGGGAGAAAAGAGAGGCCGAAAUCGCUGAGGCUUGGGAAUUUUCUAUCCGUUCCUGCUCCGAGAAGCUCUUCCUUGAUCUCGUCAUUCAUUUCAGAGAACUUCUUAUUCCUCGUUUAUUGAGCGUGUUCUAUAAUUUCUCCAGCCCCGAGAAUCGCGAUGUUCUGCUGAAAGACUCAUUGUAUUCGGCCAUCGGAUUGGCUGCAGCAUGCCUAGACCGACAUCUGGAUUUCAAUGCCUUCUUGGAAUCGUCGCUCGUCCCCGAAGUCCAGAUUCAGGAACAGGGAUACAAUCUUCUCCGGCGAAGGAUCGCCAUUUUACUCGGCCAAUGGGUCCCCGUGAAGCCAGACGAGCUGAACAGGAAUGCCAUCUACCAGAUUUUCCAAUACCUGCUAAGCAGACAGGACCCAUUGAACGAUCUUGUCGUACGAGUCUCCGCUGGCCGGCAACUUCGAAGUGUCCUUGACCCAUACGAGUUCUCCCCUUCCGGGUUUAUACCAUACGCACCAUCCAUACUUUCAGAUCUCAUGGCUCUUACCCAAGAGGUUGAGCUCCCCGAAACCAAGAUGGCACUUCUGGAUACGGUCCGCGCUAUAGUGGUCAAAAUGGAGGAUAAUAUUACACCCUUCUCGGACCAGAUUCUAGCAUUACUGCCUCCGCUAUGGGAACAAUCAGGAGAAGAACACUUGAUGAAACAGGCCAUCCUCACGCUACUCUCGUCGUUGAUAGACUCGCUGAAGCAGGACUCAGCCAAGUAUCACCCGCUUAUCCUGCCUCUGAUCCGCAGCUCAGUCGAGCCGGGCUCUGAAACCCAAAUCUAUCUCCUCGAAGAAGCCCUAGAACUCUGGGCCUCAAUCAUGAUCCAAACCCCCGCCCCAGCAUCCCCCGAGAUCCUCUCCCUCCUUCCCGCCCUCUUCCAAAUCUUCGAAGACGCAACAGACAGCUUCCCCAUGGCCCUCCAAAUCGCCGAAUCAUACAUCUUCCUCGCCCCCCAAGAAGCCCUCAGCCACCACAUCCGCCUCCCCCUACUCACCUCCCUAGAAUCCCUUCUCAAAUCAACCACCAAGCAACGCCUCGGCUCCGUCCCCCGCCUUGUGGAACUCCUAAUCCGCGGCGCCGGAACCGUCGACCCCGGCAACAACGAAACCACAUACCAAGUUAUCGCGCGCUCCUUACUAGACAGCUCUUUCCUCGAGGGCCUCCUCGAAGGCCUGCACUCUGCCCACGAAGCAAGCCAAACCACUGGCCCGCACCGCAAACAAACGCAAGUCUACGGCAUGGUUGAAACAGAUUAUCUCUCCGUCCUCGCGCGUCUUGCGCUCGCAAACCCAAAGAUCCUCGCCUCCGCAGUCGCAGCGACAACAGGAACCUCCGAGGAAACGACCCUCACCUGGAUCCUGACAGAAUGGUUCUCGCACUACGAUAACAUCGGCUCCGUAAACCAGAAGAAACUCCACGCGCUGGCGCUUACUCAAUUCCUCGCUCUUAACGGCCCCGACACCCAGCCGCCGCAUUAUAUCCUGAACCACCUGCAAUCGUACCUAAGUGUGUGGACAGAUAUCGUCACCGAACUUGCUGAGGGCUCGGAGGAGGAUCCUAGCUUGCCAGGUGAUUAUUUGAUUUUCUGGAAUCAGCCGCAGCCCGGGCAGUAUCAUGAGAACGAGCCGCCGGAGACUGACCGGAGACGGCAGUGGGAUAGUUCGGAUGUUGUUCAUACGAUUAACAUUCGGGACUUUGUCCGUCAGAAGCUGCAUGCGUUGAUUGUUGCUUGUGGUGGGGAGCAGCGGUUCCAGGAGGAAUGGUUGUUGAAUGUUGAUCGUGAGGUUGUUGCGGCUUUUGGGGCUCUGGGGCUUUUUUGA